AUGUUUAAGUCCUACGCAAGCUUGUGCGCAGAAAGGCACCGCCAAUUCACCAAGUACCCGUUCACCAUACACCCAUUCAGCAAACUACGUAUGUGGGCUGAGGCGGUCGUUUUCUCAACACUCCUCCUCAUGAUAUUGCUCCUGCCGAUCUGGAUCUCCAGCACAAGCCCUAGCGAUGACGAUCCGCUCUAUAUUUUGUUAUUAUGCACCCACGUUGUAUUUGUCGCCGUCAAUAUCCCUAUCAAUAUACUUACCGGCUUCGUGGAUGGUAAAAACCGACAACGAAUAGAACUCAACCACUACAAGAUUUUAAAGAACUAUAUCUUAUCAUGGAUGCUAGUGGAUUUCGUGCAACUGUUUUGCGUGCUUCACGAAACGUCAAUGCUACCAGAACCAAAAAGCUACCCUCAUAUUGUGCGAACUGUGUGCUCAGUUGUUUCCAUUGAAUACUUCGUUAUGGUUAAGUAUCAUAGCAAUAUAUGCACGGUUUUGAGAAUGAAGGUGCCCUUAAAAACCGCUCUAGAGGUCUUAAUGCACGGGACAACGUAUUUGUCUUGGAAUGUGUUGAUCCAAUUCGUGGUCGAGUAUUACAUAGAGGGGGACUACCAGCCAGUGCAGCCAAGGAACAGCUCCUGGAUUACUAUUGGAGACUUGUGGGACAAACCGGGGGAGGUGCGGCUCAUGUAUAGUCUGAUGAGGGCAGUGAACAUGUUAAGAAAGAAUUCAAAUUUACAUCUCCUCCCAUACGACGGUGACUUCGAAAUAUUUACCACUUUUGCCUUUAUUAUUGCUCAAUGCGUUGUGUUACACUGCACAUUAAAAUACAUGAUAGCUCUGUUCGGCACGCAAUCCUCAAAGGCGAAGUACUACAUGAUGUCCCACCAGAUUCAGACCUAUAUGCACAAGAGACGCUUCCCGACGUGGAUUAAGAAGAAAGUUCUCAAGUUUUAUGCGAUCCGGUUUAGGUCACACUUUUUUGUGGAGUCAACUAUGCUAGAUUGCGUCACCGGCCAAUUACACGAAGACAUCAUAAUGCACACGGGGCGGCAUAUGGUGCGCGAAGUGACGUUCCUCAAGCAGCUGCCGUGGGCUGUUCUCAUAGAGAUCUCUCUCAAAUUCCAGCUUGCUAUCUUCAUUGAAGGGGACAUUAUUUACAAGAUUAAUACUAUAGGCAAUUGUAUGUACUUCAUCAACAAGGGCACCGUCGCGUUGUACACGAAAUCCGGGUAUGAGCUAAUUCAUAUUGAGGACGGUGACCAUUUCGGCGAGACCGCGCUCAUGAGUGAAGACGUUAAAUUGCGCUUUGUCUCGGCCGUCGCUGUCACCAACUGCGAGCUGUUUAGUUUGUCGCGCGAGAACUUUGAGAUUAUCGAGCGAUACAGGACGGCGUAUGAUGAACUUAAGAAAGUUGGUGUCAAACGACACCAGUGGGCGAUGGUGAUGGAUGAACAGUUUAAAGCGCAGUUGAGAGAACAGAAGAAUGAUAGAUAUAACUCAAAUAGCUAAUAACUUAGCUUUGUAUAGCUUGCUAAG
Messenger RNA from Cydia fagiglandana, 1533 nucleotides. Its product is annotated as potassium/sodium hyperpolarization-activated cyclic nucleotide-gated channel 4-like. Gene Ontology annotation, cellular component: HCN channel complex. Gene Ontology annotation, molecular function: voltage-gated potassium channel activity. Gene Ontology annotation, biological process: regulation of membrane depolarization; sodium ion transmembrane transport; potassium ion transmembrane transport. The record is from RefSeq and is a predicted model, not a curated record. Bases 1 to 1506 code for a protein of 501 amino acids. Lineage: Eukaryota; Metazoa; Arthropoda; Insecta; Lepidoptera; Tortricidae. The transcript is spliced from 8 exons.